Molecule: messenger RNA, 7817 nt
Organism: Oncorhynchus masou masou (cherry salmon)
Lineage: Eukaryota; Metazoa; Chordata; Actinopteri; Salmoniformes; Salmonidae
Product: integrin alpha-8-like
Exons: 31
Coding region: 309-3554 (1081 amino acids)
Biological process (GO): cell-matrix adhesion; cell-cell adhesion; integrin-mediated signaling pathway
Cellular component (GO): integrin complex; external side of plasma membrane
Molecular function (GO): integrin binding
Source: RefSeq, a predicted model, not a curated record
GGUCGAAGUGUUGCGCAACCGGGGCGCGCACAGAAUACAAGCGCGCCGCCGCAGCGACAGGAGUCUGGCGACAGGCUGCAGAGUGUGUGUGAGUGAGAGCAUCUAUAGAUCUGACCGGAGGAGAGUGUGUGUGUAGCUUGUGUGGGAGACAGAAGGGAGAGCGGAACGCACGGGCACAACUUUGGAUAACUCACCCGGCAGGACAGAAACACCUCGCUCGCUCCAUCUCUUCUAUCAUCUAUCUCUCUCCUUGCUAACGGAUUCAAGCGGCGUGAUAGACUACUGCUCUGGCUGCGGGGAAGGUGUUAAUGUGUGCUUAUAGGAUGUGCACGUUCGGUGGGAUGUUGUGUCGCGUGGUGUCGGUGCUGUGGCUGGUCCUUUCGGUGGUCUCGGGGUUCAACCUGCAUGCGGAGCGCCCGGCGGUGUACGGAGGACCAGAGGGGAGCUACUUUGGUUACUCCGUGGACUUCUACCGACCGACCCCCGAAAGCAGCACGUUGAGUGUGUUGGUGGGAGCGCCCAAGGCCAACACAUCCCAGCCAGGCAUCAUAGAGGGAGGAGCUGUCUACUACUGUCCCUAUCCCCCAAACCCCGACUCCACCAAGCAACCCUACAGCUGCACACAGAUACCCUUCGACAACGCCAAUAACAGGAUGAUUAAGGUUAAUGGCACCAGGGAGCCUCUGGAGUUCAAGUCUCACCAGUGGUUUGGAGCCUCAGUUAGAACUCACAAAGGCAAAGUGGUGGCCUGUGCUCCUCUCUACCACUGGCGUACUGUGAAGGUGAACGGUGAGAAGGACCCGGUAGGAACCUGCUAUGUUGCCGUGCAGAACUUCAGCGCCUACGCAGAAUACUCACCCUGUAGGACCAAUGAUCCAGACCCGGAGGGACAGGGUUUCUGCCAGGCCGGGUUCAGUGUGGACUUCACCAAGGAGGGGACACUGGUGGUGGGCGGACCUGGAAGCUUCUACUGGCAAGGUCAGGUGAUGACUGCAGGCGUAGCAGAGAUAUUAAAUGGCUACUCUCUAAAAGCCGUGCUCAGGAGAGUCCAUGGAGAGAAACAGACACACGCUGCAGCUGAUACCCAUGACGACAGCUACCUAGGUUACUCUGUGGCAGUGGGGGAAUUCACAGGAGACUCAGAGCAAGAGCUGAUAGCUGGGGUUCCAAGAGGGGCACAGAACUUUGGAUAUGUAGCUGUGAUUAACUCCACUAAUCUGACAUUCAUCAUGAACUUCACAGGAGAGCAGAUGGCUUCCUACUUUGGCUAUUCUGUGGCUGUUACUGACCUCAAUGGAGACGGUAAACUCCGUUAUGUUCCUCAAUACCUGUGUCCUGCGCCUGACUCCGCUAUAACUCUGCACCCAAUCGAUGACAGGUAUGAUGAUGUACUGGUAGGAGCCCCUCUCUACAUGGAGAGAGAGAGGGAGAGUAAGCCCAAGGAGGUGGGCCGUGUCUACCUGUACCUCCAGCACUCCCCGCUCACCUUCUCCGAGCCCCUUCUCCUGACGGGAACACACACCUUUGGACGCUUUGGGACUGCCAUCGCCCCGCUAGGAGACCUCAACCAGGACGGAUACAAUGACGUGGCAGUGGGUUGUCCGUUUGGAGGGGAGGACCGGAGUGGCCUGGUGUUGAUCUACAAUGGCCAGAGAGACCUGACGGCCCGCGGCCUAACCCUCAGCCAGGAGCUCUAUGGAGCCUGGGACUCCAGUAGUGGCCUCUCCGGCUACGGCUUCACCCUCAGGGGGGACAGAGACCUGGACAACAACCAUUACCCUGAUCUGAUAGUGGGAGCAUUUGGUAAAGGGGAGGUGUCGGUGUACAGGGCUCGUCCUGUAGUGUCAGUGGAGGCUGAGAUGAUCCUGACUCCUAGAAUCCUGAACCCUGACGACCGAUCCUGCCUCCUGACAGAAUCUGAUACCAUGGUAACCUGUCUCAGGGUAGAUAUUUGUGCGAAGGUGAGCGGUGUGGGGAUCCCAGACUCUGUAGUCUUGAAUGCAGAGCUGCAACUGGAUUGGCUGAAAGGUGUGAGGGGCGGAGUAAAAAGAGUUCAUUUCCUGGAUUCCCAUCAGCCCCAGCACACAGGGGUCCUAACUCUUGGCCACAGCCAUCCACACUCCUGCCUGAACUAUACGGUCUACCUACGAGAGGAGGAUGAAUUUAGGGAUAAAUUGACUCCCAUCUCAUUGGCUCUGAACUACAGUUUAGCCCCUCCUUCCAACCGGGACCUCCCUCCUGUUCUCAACCGCUACAGCAGUACCUUCCUGCAGGAACAGGCGUAUAUUCUGCUGGACUGUGGGGAAGACAACGAGUGUAUUCCAGACCUCCAGCUGUCUGCAAGCAUGGACAGUACAGAGCUGGUGGUCGGGGAUGACAACCUGGUCAUGUUGACCAUAAACGCGGUUAACAAAGGAGAGGGGGCAUAUGAGACAGAGCUACACACACUCCUACCCCUUGAGGCUGACUACAUAGGAGUGGAACGCAGGAUAGAGUCUCUAUCCAGGUUGAACUGUGAGUACAGGAUGGUGAAUGACUCCAGACUGGUGGUGUGUGACCUGGGGAACCCUAUGGUUGCUGGAACAGAAGUAUCUGUAGGUUUAAGGUUUGCUGUCCAAAGGCUGGAUGAUGCCGGUCCUCACAUUGACUUUGACCUACAGAUCCACAGUUCAAACAAAGACAACUCCAAGAGCAACCCAGUCAGUCUGUCUCUCUCCAUCUCUGCCAGAGCUCAGCUAGACCUGAGGGGGGUGUGUCAUCCCUCUCAGGUGGUUCUUCCGUUUCCUCACUGGGAGCCCAAAGAGAAGCCGGUCAAAGAGGAUGACGUAGGACCCCAAGUCACACACAUCUACGAGCUCCAUAACUCAGGUCCCAGCAGUAUUCGGGAGGCGGAGCUCCAGGUGGGCUGGCCCUCUCGUUUCCGUGACGAACACCUGCUCUACGCUCUGGAGGUUCUAACGGAAGGACCAAUCAGCUGCCGGAGCAACACCAGCCUCAACAUCCUGGGCCUACAGAUGUCCUCUGUCCAGGACACUCCAGAAUUGUUGGGCUUUCUGAGAAACAGUAGCUCUCCUCACCGCUACAGACGAGCCACCAGCGCUGCCCAGCCCUACAGCAGCAAGACCCUGAACUGCAGUAACAUCAUUUGUCUAAGAAUUUUGUGUGUGGUCGGGCGGUUGGACCGUGGUCAGAGCGCUGUAGUCAAGAUCCGUUCCCGACUCUGGGCUCACACCUUCCUCCAGAGACGUAACGACCCAUACCUCCUCAACUCCACCGUGUCCUUCAGAGUGAAGGCCCUGCCCUACCGCCUCCAGCCCUCCUCCUUACCCCAACACACCACUUCAAUGGGUACACUGGUGCUGUGGGGGACUCCUGAUGUGGCGUUUGCUGUUCCUCUGUGGGUCAUCAUUCUGGCCAUCCUACUGGGACUGCUGGUCCUGGCCAUGCUAACACUGGCCAUGUGGAAGUGUGGGUUCUUUGACCGGGCACGGCUGCCAGCGGAUGACGUGUCAGACCGUGAGCAGCUGACCUCUGACCAAUUAGCAGACGCCUAAGAACGCCCACUCGCACCAUGGAGACCAGUUCUUGAUUCAAGGAAGCUGUUUGGGAGGAGUUCCGCCUCUUGAGUGAAAUUAAACUGAAAUGAGAUCUGCAGGCAGACUGCACUCACAGAUCAAAGGUUCUUUACCCCUUUUAAAGCUGAUCUGUCAUCAGUGAUUGGACUGCAAGCUCACAGGCCAAAGGCUGAAGUGCCAUUAAGACUUGUAUUCAAACAUCACCAGAGAGACUGGGAACAACCCACACAGAUGGAACUGCACACAUAAACACUAUUUAAGCAAACACAACCACUUGGAUGUAUAUGAGGCCUCAAGACAAUCUUGGACAGUAGAAUGGACUCUGGUCCUAACCCUGCUUGUAGUUGAAUAUGUUUCUAUGUACCGCUUGCCUCUGUGGGUUAGACUACUUGGGGAUCUGUAUGGUUGGAUAAUUCAGUUGGAGUUAACCAGUCUGGCUAACUUCAAAUGCAGUUACCAUCUGAUGUCAGUGACUUUGUGUCUGCCUGCUUUCACUGUUAAAUACAUUCCACCAUUGAUCAAAUGUACACACACACACACACACACACACACACACACACACACACACACACACACACACACACACACACACACACACACACACACACACACACACACACACACACACACACAUAGGGGGCUGUAUAUAUCUAUGGAUGGUGUAUGUGCAAUAUUGGGACAUUCUGUGUGAUACUGAAGCUUGUUUACACUGGUAUUAUUUUAUUAGAACUUGGUGUUCAAAUUCUUUGUGUAUAUUGUUUAGUUAGUAUACUAUUGUCUAUGUGAGUGUUUUUAUUGGCAUAUUAGUAUAUACAGUGCCUUCAGGAAGUAUUCAGACCCCUUUACUUAAAAAAUAUAUAUGUUAUGUUAUUCUAAAAUGGAUUAGAUCAUUAUUUUCCCUCAUCAAGCUACACACAAUACCCUAUAAUGACAAAGCAAAAACAGGUUUUUAGACAUUUUUGUAAAUUUCUUAAAAAUAAAAAACUGAGCAAUUACAUUUACAUAAGUAUUCAGACCCUUAACUCAGUCUGAGGUCCUAAGCGCCCUGAAGCAGGUUUUCAUCAAGGAUCUCUCUGCACUUUGCUCUGUUCAUCUUUCCCUCGAUCGCUGCCAAAGGUGCUUCGACAAAGUACUGAGUACAAAGUAAAGGGUCUGAAUACUUAUGUAAAUGUGAUAUUUCCAGAAAUAUUUGCAAAAAUGACAAAAUCUGUUUUUGCUUUGUCAUUAUGGGGUAUUGUGUGUAGAUUGAUGAGGGGGGAAACAAUUGAAUACAUUUUUGAAUAAGGCUGUGACAUAACUAAAUGUGGAAAUAGUCAAGGGGUCUGAAUACCUGCCGAAGGCACUGUAAGUGUUGAAAGAGAGAAGUGUUUAUAAUGGGUCCAACUGUUUAAAAAAGAGAACGUGGGACUGGGCUAAAUACAAAAGGAACUACAUUAACAUUAGCAUCCAAUGUGAGAGGUUUAGGCCUAGAUUCAAUCAGACCAAUUGUUAAUAGGCGCUAGCUGACAUCCCAUAACUAGCCGACAAACCCAGAAUUAUUCCAAACACAUUUAAAAAGAAAGGGAAAGUCAUUGAGUUACAUCUCAGAAAACACAACACUAAAGUAUACAACAUAAUAUUACUUCAAUACAAAGCAAAAAUGUAAUAGCCUAACAAUUUCAAGUGAUUAGGUGAUCUUCUAGGUCUAUAUAGCAGUAACCUCAAGGGCUGGCGGGGAGGCCAAGAGUACUAAUUUAUUGGCCUAUAUAGCAGUAACCUCAAGGGCUGGGAGUGGGGCCAAGAAUACUGAUCUGGAGGAAGGUGAUGCUUAGGCCUAUGUAGCAGUAACCUCAAGGGCUGGAGGUGGGGCCAAGAAUACUGAUCUGGAGGAAGGUGAUGCUAUAGGCCUAUGUAGCAGUAACCUUAAGGGCUGGAGGUGGGGCCAAGAAUACUAAUCAUGAGGAAGGUGAUGCUAUAGGCCUAUGUAGCAGUAACCUUAAGGGCUGGAGGUGGGGCCAAGAAUACUGAUCUGGAGGAAGGUGAUGCUAUAGGCCUAUGUAGCAGUAACCUUAAGGGCUGGAGGUGGGGCCAAUAAUACUAAUCUGGAGGAAGGUGAUGCUAUAGGCCUAUGUAGCAGUAACCUUAAGGGCUGGGAGUGGGGCCAAUAAUACUAAUCUGGAGGAAGGUGAUGCUAUAGGCCUAUGUAGCAGUAACCUUAAGGGCUGGAGGUGGGGCCAAGAAUACUAAUCUGGAGGAAGGUGAUGCUAUAGGCCUAUGUAGCAGUAACCUUAAGGGCUGGAGGUGGGGCCAAUAAUACUAAUCUGGAGGAAGGUGAUGCUAUAGGCCUAUGGGGACAAGAAUACUAAUAGGAUAUCAUCAGGUCCCAGCUGCAAUAAAAUUAGUUGGUUGAACCUUGAAAGGUCUACUUAAUUUUGUCUAAUUUUAGGAAAAUUAGUUGGGCCAAAGAGAGGCUGAGGGAGGGUUGAUAGAUUUCCAAUCCAAUAGAAUCCAUCUGUGUGCCAACAGGGAGGCAAAGGCAAUGGCAUCUAGCAGUCUAUUGGUCAGGGAAGGAUUGUUGUUUGGUAAAAAUAGCCAUUUCUGCACUAGGCUGCCACUCUAUUUCAAAUGCUUCAGAAAGUGUUUUAAAUAUAGUGAACCAGUAGUCUGCCAGACAGGGACAAAACCAGAUUAUGUGAGUCAAGUGUGCCAAAGAGCUUUUACACCUGUCACAUGUACCAUCAAUAUUUGGGUAGAAUUUGGAGAGCCUGGCCUUACUGAAAUGGAUACAGUGAAGUAUAAAGCUGAGCCGGGCACAAGAGGAGCUUCCAUUUACCCUAAGCAAGGCACUAUUCCAGACUUCGUCCGAGGUCUCUCAACCUAGUUCCUUUUCCCGCUCAGAUCUAAUUUUAUUAAGUGAUGGGUUAUCAAAGGACAUGAUUAUCUCAAAAAUACCUACAUUUGGAAAUACCUAAAUACACUUGAAUGGGGUAGAUUGCCAAUGUUGAUGACCUCGCUAUCAAAUGUAAAGGUGCCAUCAAUAUAAUGGCCAUUAAACUUAGUAAGGCCAUUCCUCUGCCACAGACUUCAAGCUGAAUCCAGUUUGGCUGGUUUGGCUGAAAGGAAGAAGUGAUUAUUACAUAUAGGAACUUAAGAGAAUUCACAGAAUUUAAAGUGUUGACAGAAUUAAGGCCAAAUUUUAAGAAUAUUGACAACAAUUGGAUUGGAUGUGUAGCGCGAAGCAGAAAGAGUAAGAUUGGGGGUGACUAAAGCUGAAAGAGUAAGAUUGGGGGUGACUAAAGCUGAAAGAGUAAGAUUGGAGGUGACUAAAGCUGAAAGAGUAAGAUUGGAGGUGACUAAAGCUGAAAGAGUAAGAUUGGAGGUGACUAAAGCUGAAAGAGUAAGAUUGGGGGUGACUAAAGCUGAAAGAGUAAGAUUGGGGGUGACUAAAGCUGACACAGGGGAAGAGAAAUAGGAGUUGACUUCUGUUUGACACCAGUCAGUUUCUGGGGUGCGAAGCCAGUAAACAAUAUUUUGUAUAUUCGAUGCCCAGCAAUAAUGCAUAAACUUAGGAAGGACUUGUGUGUUCUAUCUCUCUGGAGGAAUGCUUUAUGUAUUAUUGGACUCCCACCGCUCCCCCCAAAAAGAUAUAAGCUUAUCCACUAAAGUGAAAAAAGGCUUGGGUAGAAAAAAAUGGCUGAUGUUUUGGCAGUGUCGGAGGUGUAGCUGCAUUAGAGCAGUCAAAUCGGUGAGCAGCUGCUCUUGAUCACUGUCAUGAAGCCACACCGUCCCACUGGCGUUAGAAGUUCAGAAUAAGAAAGUGUUAGGCUAUAUAGAAAUAAUGACGCUCUAAUUGAAAAUCAUUACACUAAAUAAUGAGGAUUUCUAUCAGCCUAAUCGAGGUGAAGAUUACAUCUCAAACUUGUAAACAAGGCUACAUGGGAUUUCUCUUAAUGCGACGCUGUGCAGCCAAUGGCAAUGUCCGAUGGAAGCUUAAUGCCAGGAGCCCUUGUGGAUUUGACAGCUCUAACGCAGUUCACCUCCGACACCGCCAAAACAACCUCUAUGCAGAUGUCGGCUAAAGUGGAUCUGAAUGAAUAGAGCAAUAAGAGAGUAAGGUUCAAACUUAAUUUCAAUUUACUUCACAUCUAGUAAUUCACAGUAUGUAAUAUGAAGGAUUCUCAUUACAAAUUUGAUUUGUGUUUUGUUUUUGUACGGAAGAAUACUGAAAGAUUAUUGAAAUAAAGUGUCCUUAAUUGCCAAGUA